AUGUCAGCCCAGCAAGACUUGAAGCAGCCUCCCAUUGAGGAGAGCGAAAAGGGCGAAGAGAAGUUGGCGACACCACACACGGAAUCCAAUACGUCAGAUCGCCUGGAGGAGACUUCCAACACGGAACAGACAGGCGACAAGGAGGAUAGCACGGCUACAAGGGCCCGCGACCGAAAAGAGAGGUUCAAGGCACUCCAAGCACGCGCAAAAUCCGCGAAUGAACGCAAUUUGAAAGAGACAGCCGCCGAAACCCAGCGUUUAGCAACCGACCCCUCCCUACUAUCCUCGCUAUCGCGCAAACAUGCCUUUGCCUCGCACAACCUACUCAAAGCUGACACAGAGGCUGCUGGAGAGGAUUUCGAGCGUAAACGCGCAUGGGACUGGACCAUUGACGAAUCCGAGAAAUGGGACAGGCGGAUGGAAAAAAAGCAGCGCCAUCGAGACGACGUUGCAUUCCAAGACUAUACUCAGGAUGCGCGGAAAGUGUACAAGAGACAGCUCCGGGAGAUCAAACCUGACCUUGAAGGAUACGAGAACGACAAAAUGGCAGCGAUCGAGAAGGCUGCUGCAAAUGGCGACCUUGAGAUUGUCGAAACCGCCGAUGGGGAAAUGAUUGCGGUGGAUAAGAACGGCACGUUCUACUCUACGGCGGACACGGUUGGAUUUACCGAGAGCAAACCCGAUCGCGCUGCUGUCGAUAAACUAGUUGCGGACCUGAAGAAGGCCGAAGAGGUCCGUCUCAAGAAACGCAGAGACCGCCGCGGUGGCGAUGAUGAAGGCGACGUUACCUACAUCAACGAGAAGAACAAGCAGUUCAACCAGAAGCUGGCUCGUUUCUACAACAAGUACACCACCGAAAUACGUGACAGUUUCGAGCGAGGUACCAUGAUAUGA
This is a messenger RNA of Aspergillus mulundensis, 894 nucleotides long. RefSeq names its product pre-mRNA-splicing factor SYF2. NCBI's taxonomy places the organism in Eukaryota, Fungi, Ascomycota, Eurotiomycetes, Eurotiales, Aspergillaceae. The transcript has 3 exons. Gene Ontology annotation, cellular component: Prp19 complex; post-mRNA release spliceosomal complex; catalytic step 2 spliceosome. The coding region runs from base 1 to 894 and encodes 297 amino acids. The record is from RefSeq and is a predicted model, not a curated record.